Messenger RNA from Choloepus didactylus (southern two-toed sloth), 3457 nucleotides. RefSeq names its product zinc finger protein 341 (gene ZNF341). Gene Ontology annotation, cellular component: nucleus. The coding region runs from base 33 to 2597 and encodes 854 amino acids. Gene Ontology annotation, biological process: regulation of transcription by RNA polymerase II. NCBI's taxonomy places the organism in Eukaryota, Metazoa, Chordata, Mammalia, Pilosa, Megalonychidae. The transcript has 15 exons. Gene Ontology annotation, molecular function: DNA-binding transcription factor activity, RNA polymerase II-specific; RNA polymerase II transcription regulatory region sequence-specific DNA binding. The record is from RefSeq and is a predicted model, not a curated record.
GCGGCAGCAGCAGCGGCGACGGCGGCUCCAAGAUGGCGCAGACGAUCUUCGAGGCCCUGGAGGGGAUGGACAAUCAGACCGUCCUGGCCGUCCAGUCAUUACUGGAUGGCCAAGGAGCAGUCCCUGAUCCCACAGGCCAGAGCGUCAAUGCGCCCCCUGCCAUCCAGCCAUUGGAUGAUGAGGAUGUCUUUCUCUGUGGGAAGUGUAAGAAGCAGUUCAACUCACUGUCGGCGUUUAUGACCCACAAGCGGGAACAGUGCCAGGGGAGUGCCCCACCCCUGGCCACAGUCUCACUGGCCACCAAUAGCAUCUACACUCCUUCGGUGGCACCCGCAGCUGUCCAGCAGGCCCCGCCUCCAGCCAGUCGCCAGAUCUCCACCUACAUCACGGUGCCCCCGUCCCCGCUGAUCCAGACCCUGGUGCAGGGGAACAUCUUGGUGAGCGACGAGGUGCUGAUGUCGGCCAUGUCGGCCUUCACGUCCCUGGACCAGCCCAUGCCCCAGGGCCCCACGCCCGUGCAGAGCAGCCUGAACAUGCAUUCUGCGCCCGGCUACCUCACCCAGCCUCCACCACCUCCUCCACCCCCUCCACCACUGCCCCCACCCCCACCUCCCCAGGCACCCCCACCCCCACCCCAGAGCCUGGGCCCCCCUGGGCGUCCCAACCCUGGUGGGACUGGUGUGGUGGAGGUGUACAGCAGCACUGCGCCCCUGGCUGGGAGUGGAACGGUGGAGAUCCAGGCACUGGGGUUGCACCCCUACCCGUCCCUGGAGGUGCCAAACCAGUGUGUGGAGGCUCCAGUGUACCCCACUCCCCCAGUGUACAGCCCGGGCAAACAGGGAUUCAAACCUAAAGGACCAAACCCCACUGCCCCCAUGACCAGCGCUACUGGGGGCACAGUGGCCACCUUUGACUCCCCGUCAACGCUGAAGACCCGACGGGCCAAAGGUGGCAGUGGACUUCCAGAAGCUGCAGGGAAGCCAAAGGCUCAGAAACUCAAGUGCUCAUACUGUGACAAGUUGUUCACCAAAAACUUCGACCUGCAGCAGCACAUCCGAAGCCACACAGGUGAGAAGCCUUUCCAGUGCAUUGCCUGUGGCCGGGCCUUUGCCCAGAAGUCUAACGUCAAGAAACACAUGCAGACCCACAAGGUGUGGCCUCCGGGGCGCAGCGGUGGCACUGUCUCUCGGAAUUCUGUGACCGUGCAGGUUAUGGCUCUGAACCCCAGCAGGCAGGAAGAUGAGGAAAGUACAGGGUUGGGCCAGACCCUGGCAAGUGCCCCGCAGCCCCAGGCCUUGCCCAUGGCAGAUGAGGAUGAGGGGGACAAGCUGGAGACGAAGCAGGUAGUCUUCAUCGAUAGCUCCUACCUGUGCCAGUUCUGUCCCAGCAAGUUCAGCACCUACUUCCAGCUCAAGUCCCACAUGACCCAGCAUAAGAACGAGCAGGUGUACAAGUGUGUGGUCAAAAGCUGCGCCCAGACGUUCCCAAAGCUCGACACGUUUCUGGAGCACAUCAAGAGCCACCAGGAGGAGCUGAGCUAUCGCUGCCAUCUCUGUGGCAAGGACUUCCCCUCGCUGUACGACUUGGGGGUGCACCAGUACUCCCACAGCCUCCUGCCGCAGCACAGCCCCAAGAAGGACAGUGCCGUCUACAAGUGUGUCAAAUGCGUCAACAAAUACUCCACCCCUGAGGCCCUGGAGCACCACCUGCAGACCGCCACCCACAACUUUCCCUGCCCGCACUGCCAAAAGGUGUUUCCUUGUGAACGCUACCUGCGGCGUCACCUGCCCACCCAUGGCAGUGGGGGAAGGUUUAAGUGCCAGGUGUGUAAGAAGUUCUUCCGGCGGGAGCACUACCUCAAGCUGCAUGCUCACAUCCACUCAGGUGAAAAGCCCUACAAAUGCUCCGUGUGCGAGUCUGCAUUCAAUCGCAAGGACAAACUGAAGAGACACAUGUUGAUCCAUGAGCCAUUCAAGAAAUACAAAUGCCCCUUCUUGACACACACAGGCUGCAGUAAGGAGUUCAACCGGCCGGACAAACUGAAGGCUCACAUCCUCUCCCAUUCUGGCAUGAAGCUCCACAAGUGUGCCCUGUGCAGCAAGGCCUUCAGCCGCCGUGCCCACCUUGCUGAGCACCAGCGUGCUCACACGGGCAACUACAAGUUCCGCUGUGCUGGCUGUGCCAAGGGCUUUUCCCGCCACAAAUACCUCAAGGAUCACCGCUGCCGCCUCGGCCCCCCUAAGGACAAGGACCUGCAAGCCCGGCGGCCCCCCCGGAGGAGGGCAGCCUCCCACAGCAGCAGCAGUGGCGGGCACAAGGUGAUGAUGCCUCUGCCUGACCCGCUGGGGCUGCAGGAGCUGAAGGACACAGGGGCUGGAGCGGUGCCCGAGGCCGCCCCUGGCAAGCCAUCCUUUGCCGAGCCAGAUGCUGUGCUGUCUAUUGUGGUGGGUGGCACAGUGGGCGGGGAGCCUGAGCUGGUGGUGCCCGGGCAUGCAGAGGGGCUGGGCUCCAAUCUGGCUCUGGCAGAACUGCAGGCAGGGGCUGAGGGCCCGUGUGCCAUGCUCACCGUGCCCGUCUACAUCCAGGCCUCGGAGUGAUGGACCCAUAGUGUUUGCUCAUGCUUGAGUCAGGGCCUCUUGGGGACAGCCUAGAGAUCCUUCCCAAUGGAAACAAGCUGUCUGUGGAAAUCCUUUUGGAGCAUCAUUUCUAAGCUCUGGCCUGUGGUUGCCCUCCUGUGUCCAUCCCCCCUUCUGCUGGAAAGCCUUGCAGGAUUCUGGGAUCUGAAAUUCUAUAGCUCCCGGGCAGGGAGAGAUGGCAAGAGAGAUGGCCGGAGCCUGAGCAGCUCAGGGUCUGGCUGGUCCUGGCAGAGGUCCUUCUCCUUCUCUCCUAAGAGAACACAGGGCAGGCCUCCCAACCACACUGCAGCUGCCUCAGGGCGACCUCUUAUCAGACUACAUUUUGGGAGGCUUGAAAUGGUCUGAGCCUUUUCUCCUGGACCUUUUCUCAUACGGCUCCUUGUAGCAGCCUGAAGACAACUCUGUGAUGUAGACAUUUAGGAGGCACUCGAGUGUCGUGGUUAGAGGGCAGGUAUCAGCCAGAUCUGGCUUCAGAUCCAAGUGUUACCACUCAUUCGCAUUGAACAAGUCACUUCACCUCUUUGAGCCCCGUGUUCUUCAUCUGUACAAUGGGGCUAAUAAUAGUACUACCUCAUAGGGUUGUCAUGGGGAUCCAGGAUGAUGAAAAAGGGCUCACUAUGGUACCCAACACUCCGAAAGUGCUCAAUAAAUGUUUUUGUCACAAUUGUGUGUCUGAAUGGCUCAGGUCCGAGCCUUGGGAGAUUCUUUCUCAGCCUCUAGGUGGCAGCACUUCUCCCCCUCAAGGUGCUGGGGGUUGAGGGGUCCCAUGUGUCUCCCACACAUCUGAUUCUUCUGCCUUGGCUGCCCCUUGUUAGACAUGA